CUUUACGCCUGUCCAACAGAACUGAUUAAUUUUUGUUGAUUGUUAGCGGCGGUGGGACGUAUUUUUUUUAAUUCAGACCAAGUUGCACGUGUACAAUAAACGUGGUUGGGUUGGCCUAACUCUGGGAUAAAAUAUAUAUAAAAAGAUAUCCGUAAUUAUAAAAUGGUGACAAAGAGUGAAGAUCAGAUGAAAGCGCUAGCGCUUAAAUUAUUUGAAAUUAAUGCAUUUAAAUUUGGGGAUUUCAAAAUGAAGGUCGGCGUCAAUUCUCCCGUUUAUUUCGAUUUGCGCGUUAUAGUGAGCUAUCCAGAUGUGAUGCAAACCGUUUCCGAUCUGCUGGUGGCGCAGAUUAAAGAGUUGAAGUUGAGCUCUAAGCACGUUUGCGGUGUGCCCUACACCGCUCUGCCGCUGGCCACCAUUGUCUCGCUGCAACAGCAAACGCCCAUGCUGGUGCGUCGCAAAGAGGCCAAAGCCUACGGCACCAAGAAGCUCAUUGAGGGCAUUUUCCAGGCUGGCGACACUUGUCUCAUUGUCGAGGAUGUGGUAACAUCGGGCUCCAGUAUUUUGGAAACUGUGCGUGAUCUGCAGAGCGAGGGCAUUGUGGUCACCGAUGCCGUGGUUGUGGUCGAUCGGGAACAGGGCGGCGCUGCAAAUGUAGCCAAGCAUGGCGUGCGCAUGCACUCCCUCUUCACGCUCUCCUAUUUGCUCAACACGCUGCACGAGGAGGGACGCAUUGAACGGUCCACGGUGGAUGCGGUAGCCAAGUAUAUUGCGGCAACGCAGAUAAACACCGAUGGUUCGUUUAUUGGCGGCGAUAAGGCCUCAAUUCCCAAUGACUUUUCGCGCACUAAACUGACCUACGAGAUUCGCGCCAACUUAGCCAAGAGUCCUCUGACCAAGCGUUUGUUUACUCUAAUGGCCACAAAGAAGACGAAUCUGUGCUUGGCCGCCGAUCUGAGCAAGGCCGAUGAUGUUCUGGAUUUGGCCAACAAGUGUGGACCGUACAUUUGUAUGCUGAAAACCCAUGUGGACAUUAUCGAAGACUUCAGUGAAGCUUUCAUUACCAAUCUUAAGACGGUGGCCAAGAAACACAAUUUUUUGAUUUUGGAGGACCGUAAAUUUGCGGACAUUGGCAACACGGUCUCUCAGCAGUACGGCAAGGGCAUGUAUAAGAUAGCCAGUUGGGCGAAUUUGGUGACAGCGCACACGCUGCCCGGACGCAGCAUUGUGCAAGGCCUAAAGGCGGGGCUUAGCAAUGACAAUGCGAGAAAGGAGCGCGGCGUGUUCCUCUUGGCCGAAAUGUCAGCCAAGGGAAAUCUGAUUGAUGAGAAGUACAAGGAGAGCAGCAACAAAAUUGCCACAGAGGGCGGAGAUGCUGACUUUGUAUCUGGCGUUGUCUGCCAAUCGUCCACCUGCUUUGGUUUUCCUGGUCUUAUACAGCUGACGCCGGGCGUGAAGAUCGACGAGGGCGUUGAUAAUCUGGGCCAACAGUAUCAAACACCCGAACAUGUGGUGAAGGAGCGCGGUGCUGACAUUGGCAUCGUGGGUCGUGGCAUACUACAAGCUGCGAAUGUAGAGAAGGCGGCGGCUACCUAUCGCGAUCGUCUUUGGGCAGCCUACCUGGAGCGUGUGAGCAAAUAGAAGAAUGGCUUCAUCAAAAACUUAUAUUUCUAACUUACCUCCAUUCGACGUAUUUGAAAAGUUUUCCAUAUUUUUAUACCGCUAGUCGGUUAUAUUUUAAGCGAAGUCAAAACACAAAAGAAUUUUAAGCAUUUAAAAGGAAUAUAGUUUAGAGUUUGCACAACAAUCCUUUAAUAUUAAGUUAAAUGUUUGCUAAAAAACGAAAAAUGUAACAAAUGAUGAAAAAUAUUAAUUGAUGUACUAUGUUUAGUAUGAAGCCAAACACUGCAGCACGUAGCUGUAAUCGCCGGAUAUAUCAUCCUGUAAAUGAAACGGAAAAAAUUUGAUUCUGAUUUAAAAAUUCGAGAAUUCCAAAUGUCAUACUUUGGCUCUUUUUUUAUUUUUUGUUAAUAGCACAAGCACAAAAUACUUUUAUGUACAAAUAAAAUGUAUACAAAAUAUAUUAAAAUGGAUAAAUAAAAAAUUUAUAAUUUUUUGUUCGCAAUUAGAAAAGAAAUUUAAACGUUAGACGUUAUUACAGAGGCUGUCUUUAAGAAAUAUUAAUACAAAAUAGAAAUCAUAUUUCAAUGAGAAUUAUACAUGGACAUUUCACAACACUAA
Messenger RNA from Drosophila mojavensis, 2238 nucleotides. RefSeq names its product uridine 5'-monophosphate synthase (gene r-l). NCBI's taxonomy places the organism in Eukaryota, Metazoa, Arthropoda, Insecta, Diptera, Drosophilidae. The record is from RefSeq and is a predicted model, not a curated record. Gene Ontology annotation, molecular function: orotate phosphoribosyltransferase activity; orotidine-5'-phosphate decarboxylase activity. The transcript has 3 exons. Gene Ontology annotation, biological process: 'de novo' UMP biosynthetic process; 'de novo' pyrimidine nucleobase biosynthetic process. The coding region runs from base 163 to 1638 and encodes 491 amino acids.